AUGUCACUUUGUAUCCAACAAAAAGAAGGCACAAAUUUCCAAUUUUUACUGCCUAGUUUUGCGAUUGAACAAGGUAAUAAGAAAUUGAAAUCUAUAGGGCACCAGGUACUGAAUCAAACGAUUAAAGAUAUAAAUGUGAGUAGACAUUAUUUUAUUAAACGCCCCAAAAAAGUUGAUAUAAAGGUAGAUGGCACGCCACUUGAGAAUAAUUUACAUAAUCGACCACAAUCAACACUUGUAAGGCUAUACCAUACAGCCAAUUUUGAGUCAAGAGAGCGUAUAAAGAAACAAGCUGGUGAAUAUUGGUCGAUGGGGAAGUUGCAACUGGAAAUCCGGGAAAUGCAUGAUCCAUAUACUUUUUCAAGUAUUUUGCAUGAAAUGAAGAAGAAGGAAAUGGAAAGGGAAAGGGAAAUGGAAAAAAAAAAUGCAUCAGACAUAGAGGAGGGUGAAGUUGAAAUUGACAAAAGCACAAACUGCUACAGUUUGUCUGAAAAUGAGGUGGUGGACCAGAUCAAUUUAGAGGGUGACGUGGACCAGAUCAAUUUAGAGGGUGACGUGGACCAGAUCAAUUUAGAGGGUGAGAUGGACCAGAUCAAUUUAGAGGGUGAGAUGGACCAGGUCAAUUUAGAGGGUGAGAUGGACCAGGUCAAUUUAAAAGAUGUAGCAUCACGAGAUGACCUAGAAAAGUGUUAUUCAAGAGAAAUAACGUUUGGGAAACGUGAGAGACUCAAACAAGAAAUUGACAAGUGGAUCAAAAUUAUACAUUCUGAGAAAUCGCAUACUUUGAAACAUGAGGGCAAUAUUCUAGAAGAGGAGUUUGUAUCUGAUAGCAUUGCCGAUGGGAAAAACGACGAAUACUAUGAUAUAGAAACGAGUCAUGUGGGGAAACGAGCAAAACUCAAACAAAAAGUUGAUACAAUUGGAAAAUGGGUGUUUUAUCACGGGUUGGCUUCGCUGCCCUCUACUACUUCGGGUCUACUGAAUCGUGAGGAGUCAUAUAAUGACGCAUUGUUGGAGAUUGGACUGCUGGAUAUUAAAUCAGGUAAUGGCGCAUUGUUAGAGAUUGGACUGCUGGAUAUUGAGUCAGUAGAUGCCAAUACUACGAAACUGGACUGA
This is a messenger RNA of Lodderomyces oxycetoniae, 1116 nucleotides long. RefSeq lists its product as uncharacterized. The transcript has a single exon. The record is from RefSeq and is a predicted model, not a curated record. Lineage: Eukaryota; Fungi; Ascomycota; Pichiomycetes; Serinales; Debaryomycetaceae. Bases 1 to 1116 code for a protein of 371 amino acids.